AUGGCGAGUGAUCAAAGUUUAUCUUUUUGUCUUUGUGGUUGCGAUUCACCGGCCAUGAGCGAUGUGGACGACCCUCCGAGCGAGCCGUGCUGCUGCUGCGACUACAAUCCCUACGAUGACGACUCCGAGGAAUCGGAAAUUCGUGACCUCUCGUUUGCGCUUCGUAAACUCACCAUUAUGAAGUGUCAAAUGAAAAAAUGGCGAAUGGAACGUCUUCAAUUAGAGAGCGAGUGCAGGUCCUUAAAAGAGACUCUUCAAUCUUUGGGUGUCAACACCGAAGAAGGCCUUAAAACCGAUCCUCUGAUCGUUCACUUCCGAGGAGAGAACAUCCGAUUACAAAGCAUUAACGAGCUUCUCGAGGAAAAAGUUAAAGCGCUGGAGGAAAUCGUGGCUGAACGAGAUCUGGAAGAGGAUUCUUGCGAACGUGUACAGAUGUUGAGAGAUAAAAUGAGAAUGUGGAAGGAUCGAUAUUUUGACGACAAAAGAAAGUACUGGCUAGUUCACGGUCUAAAUAAUCAAAGAUAA
Messenger RNA from Venturia canescens, 525 nucleotides. RefSeq lists its product as uncharacterized. Lineage: Eukaryota; Metazoa; Arthropoda; Insecta; Hymenoptera; Ichneumonidae. Bases 1 to 525 code for a protein of 174 amino acids. The transcript has 2 exons. The record is from RefSeq and is a predicted model, not a curated record.